UGAGACGGCAACAGUUCAGUCUCACGCAUCGGCUCGUCAACCACCUGGGCCAGUAGUGCUUCAGAGAGCGCUGAGAAGCGACUUAUUUGUCGUGAGUGAGAAUCCCAAGUUGGGAUGCAGUGUUACUUACUUGACCGGUCUUGUGACAAAGAUGCUGUUGGAUACUAUUGUUAACUGAAGGAUACCUAAACCAAAUACAGUGAAUUGGAUAAUACUCAAGUUUAGUGAUUAUUGGGAAGAGGAAUGAAAAUGCUAGUUCCUUCCGAUAUGAUUGCCGCUCAGUCGAAAAUGGUGUAUCAGAUGAAUAAGUACUGCACGGACAGAGUGCAGGUGCGUAAGGCUCAAAUCCAUAAGACCAUUCAGGAAGUGUGCCGAAUUGUCCAGGAUGUCCUUAAGGAGGUGGAAGUGCAGGAGCCGCGCUUCAUAUCCUCCCUCAAUGACUACAAUGGCCGUUAUGAUGGCUUAGAGGUCAUAUCACCGACGGAAUUUGAAAUAAUCAUAUACCUCAAUCAAAUGGGUGUCCUGAAUUUUGUGGAUGACGGUACACUUCCGGGAUGUGCAGUGCUCAAAUUGAGCGACGGCCGCAAGCGAUCCAUGUCACUCUGGGUGGAAUUUAUCACAGCUUCGGGCUAUUUGUCUGCACGCAAGAUUCGUUCUCGCUUCCAGACACUUGUGGCUCAGGCAUGCGAUAAAUGCGCUUAUCGGGACAUCGUUAAGAUGAUCGCUGACACGACUGAAGUCAAACUUCGGAUCCGUGAGAGGAUUAUUGUGCAAAUAACACCAGCAUUCAAAUGUGCCGGUCUCUGGCCAAGAUCGGCAUCACAUUGGCCACUACCAGGAAUACCCUGGCCACAUCCUAACAUAGUAGCCGAAGUCAAAACCGAAGGCUUCGAUAUGCUCUCUAAGGAGUGCAUAGCCCUCCAAGGAAAAAAUUCUGCAAUGGAAGGAGAUGCGUGGGUGCUCUGUUUCACGGAUGCUGAAAAUCGACUGCUUCAAGGGAGCUGUAGGAGACGCUGCCUCAGUAUUUUAAAGACUCUCCGUGAUCGCCACUUAGAUCUCCCUGGUAAUCCAGUAACUUCUUAUCACAUGAAGACUCUUCUGCUAUACGAAUGCGAGAAACAUCCUAGGGAAAUGGAAUGGGAAGAAAAUGCCCUGGCGGAUAGAAUCAAUGGAAUCUUCCUGCAGUUAAUCUCCUGUCUUCAGUGCCGACGAUGCCCGCACUACUUCCUGCCCAACAUGGACUUGUUCAAAGGCAAAUCUCCGGGAGCCCUCGAGAAUGCCUCGAAGCAAGUUUGGCGCCUCACGAGAAUAAUGCUCACCAAUACUCGGUGUCUCGAGGAACUUUAAAUUAAAAAAACAAAAAGAAAAACAGUGACAGUGAUGAUAAUAAAAAUAUCGUGAAAAAUUAAAGUGUGAUUCAGUGAUAGGAAAGGAUAAGGAUGCACUGAAGAAGAAUACCUGGAGUAAGAAUUAGUCACUCGCUUUUCAUUGUGUUCUAAAGGAAAGAGGUGUGUGCAAAUAUGCAAAGAUAAAAAAAUGCUAAUUUUCCGUCGGUAUACCAAUAACAAUAUUCAUUUUUUAUAGAAGCCACAGUCACGAAACAUUCCAAUCGCAUUUUUUUCCAUCAAAGUGAGAGAAGAUUGAUAAUUUUCUACUCCUAAAGUAAAAUAUAAAUCAUCCAAAUGUGGUGAAAAAGUAGAAUUUCCUGAAUUUCCUUUUGAUUUAGUACUCGAGGAAUAUCCAUUAGCAAAAUCCUCGGUAAUAUUCCUUUGUCAAUAAAUAUAUAAAUCCAGUAAAAAUCAAAAUGAACCAAGACACGCAAGUUUUACGGACAUUAAAAAAAAAAGAAAA
Molecule: messenger RNA, 1851 nt
Organism: Phlebotomus papatasi
Lineage: Eukaryota; Metazoa; Arthropoda; Insecta; Diptera; Psychodidae
Gene: mab-21
Product: protein mab-21
Exons: 2
Coding region: 244-1347 (367 amino acids)
Source: RefSeq, a predicted model, not a curated record